This is a messenger RNA of Setaria italica (foxtail millet), 2045 nucleotides long. Its product is annotated as zinc finger CCCH domain-containing protein 35. Lineage: Eukaryota; Viridiplantae; Streptophyta; Magnoliopsida; Poales; Poaceae. Gene Ontology annotation, molecular function: metal ion binding. The record is from RefSeq and is a predicted model, not a curated record. Bases 124 to 1296 code for a protein of 390 amino acids. The transcript has a single exon.
GCAUCCUCUUCCCCGUCCACGGCCGAGCCAAAAGAGCCCCUCCACUCCAAGAGAGUUCGAGAUCGCAGCCACAGACCACCAGCAAAAGCCACCGCCACUGACGUUCCAAGAGACGUAACGACCAUGAUGAUGAUGGGAGAGGGAGCGCACGCGCCGCCGUGGCAGCAGCCGCCGGUCAGCGGCGGCGGCAUGGACGGCGACGACGCGUCGCCGUACACUCUGCUGGCGGCGCUGCGGCAUUACCUGCCGUCGAACGAGGCCGCGGCGGCGUACGACGAGGACGACGAGGAGGCCCUGGCGGCGGUGGACGCGUACGCCUGCGACGAGUUCCGGAUGUACGAGUUCAAGGUGCGCCGGUGCUCGCGGGGCCGGAGCCACGACUGGACGGACUGCCCGUACGCACACCCGGGGGAGAAGGCCCGCCGGCGCGACCCCCGGCGGUACCACUACUCCGGCACGGCGUGCCCGGACUUCCGCAAGGGCGGGUGCAAGCGCGGCGACGCGUGCGAGUUCGCGCACGGGGUGUUCGAGUGCUGGCUCCACCCGGCGCGCUACCGGACGCAGCCCUGCAAGGACGGCACCGCCUGCCGCCGCCGCGUCUGCUUCUUCGCGCACACGCCGGAUCAGCUCCGCGUCCUCCCGCCGCAGCAGCAGUCCAGCCCGAGGGGCGGCGCCGCGUCGUCGCCGCUCGCCGAGUCGUACGACGGCUCACCGCUCCGCCGCCAGGCGUUCGAGAGCUAUCUCACCAAGAGCGGCAUCAUGUCGUCGUCCCCGACGAGCACGCUCGUCUCGCCGCCGAGGUCGCCGCCCUCGGAGUCCCCGCCAAUGUCGCCGGACGCCGCCGGCGCGCUCCGCCGCGGCUCCUGGCCGGGGGUCGGCUCGCCCGUCAACGACGUCCUCGCCUCGCUGCGCCAGCUCCGCCUCGGCGGCGGAGGCUCGCCGAGGUCGGCGCCGUCCGGCGGCUCGUUCUUGGCCGGCUACCCGUUCGGGUCCCCCAAGUCCCCGGCCGCCCUGUACAGCCUCCCGUCCACCCCGACCCGACCGUCCACGGUGACGGUCACCACCCCCUCCGGCGCCACCGUCAUGACCGUGGAGCGCCUCAACCUCGGGCUCAUCGGGGACCAGGAGCUGGUGAUGGAGAGGGUGGAGUCCGGGAGAGCCCUUCGCGAGAAAGUCUUCGAGCGGCUUAGCAAAGAAGCCACCGUGCCCAACGACGCCGCCGCCUCCGCCAACGCAGAGGGCGCGGCCCCAGCCGCCGCCCCGGACGUCGGCUGGGUCUCCGACCUCAUCAACUGAAGAGUGUCCAGUCAUGGUAAGUGGGGGAAGCGGAGGCAGCGCUGCACAGCUGGAGAAGAAAAUUCAGAAGAAGAAAAAACCCCAAAAAAAAGUUAUUUUUUUCUUCUUAUUGCCAAGGUUCUCCUGAUCCUUGUACAUAUGUUCUUCCUUCCUAUGUGAAUAUUCUUGGAUGGUGGUUGGAGGGAGGGGAGGCAGAGAAGAAGGGCCGGGUUGAUUUGUUUUGGGGCUUCUGAUGGUGGCAUGUCAGUGAAGGGAGAGAGACAAGUUGCCAACAAAACAUGGUAGAGGUGGAUGGAGAAGAUAUGGCGAACGACCAUGUAUAUGGGUUGUGUAGAUGUACAUAGUGCCGGUGUUCGUGUGUGUGUCUGCGUGUGUGUGGAGGUGGAGCAUGGCAUGGCGGCGAUCCAAGACUGAAGAAAGAAGGUGACCAGGAUCCUGAUCCACGCCGCCGGCUGCACGGCCGCCUCCGGUGACCUCGCCGACCGGCAGGCCGGUGGAGCUUCUAAUUUCUACCACUACGAGCGAUUCCAGAACGUCCUAAGUUGAUGCUUAUUGUUUCUUAUUCCGCCGUUGAUUCUGUUAUUGUUGCCUUUUUAAGAUCGACGAGUUAUUUACUGCUCUGUAUUUCACCCAAUGUAUUUUCCUUAAUUGAUCGAUCUACUGCUUAGUACGAAGCAUGUACUUACUACCUUGUACCAUGUACUAUUUUUGCUGAUAAGGAAUUAAACCCCGCCUUGUUAAUUAGUUGA